AUGAAAGAAAAUCGAGGAAUACAAGUAAAGUCAAGGUUGCCUCCGAGCUCCAGCUCGGAGCCGUUUCUUUUGACGAAGGUUAUUCAACCCGUCCGUUGGUUGUUCUUGCUUGUAGGUACACACGUAUAUACACUGGCCCCUUGGAAUAACGGUUUGGGGAGAACUCGGACCUCUCCUUUCUGGUCAGGAGAGAGUAAUUUCACACCGGGGAUUAUAAAUAAUAUUAAAACUAAAUUAUCUCGUCGCUCUCGUUUGCCAACCAAUUGGAUUAAUUUUAAUGCACUUACCUCAACGGCGGUACCAUUACUCCAGGCUAAAGAAAUUCCUUUAAAAGACACUCGAAUCAGAAAUGAAAGUCGUCUUCUUCAUGCAAUCGCUCUAGAUCCCUCGAAUUCACUCAGCCUAGACAAGCUAAAGACAAAAGUCAAAAAUACUAUUGUAAAUUCGACCAAGUUUUCUUCUUCUUCUUCAUUUUCAAAAUCACCAUCUAAAAAUAAUGAAUAUAUUUUUGUUAAACCGAACAUGUCUUUUACUGUAGCGAGCUCGACGAAAAAAAAACCACCAAAGAUUAAUACGACAAAUAUUGGUAUAAAAACAAACAAAACAAUUGUCAGUGGGAUUAAAAAAUAUCCGGUAAUUAAAAAUCCCGUAAUAUCAACAGUUUAUUUAAAAAACUGGCCUAACGACCCUCUUCGUAAUGAGCAAGAUUUGUUAAAUUAUCAAAAAUACACAUCACCUUAUCCUACUUAUUCUAAUAUCGAAAAUAAUCCUGUAAAAAAUGUCAAUCCUAAACUGGACAAACCCGUUUUAUCGAAUAAAGAUAAACCUUCCUUAGCCAUAAAUUCAUGGUCACCUUCAUCAUCAUCAUCUUCAUCAAAUUUAACACAUUACGAAGACUCGUUGUUACAGCCAAGUGUCCAAGAGAUAAUAAAAUGGCUUCAAAUUCCCCCAUUUUCAAAUCAUCCAUACAUCGCUACUAAUUUAGCGACUACCGGCGCGGUAUCCAACGUAUUUACACCCAGUGUAACAUCAACACAACCCGUAUUCUACACAAAUACCCAGCCUCCGAGUGUUGAUGAGAGUGCCAGUGAUUUUCAAUUGUCUCAAAGUUUGGACGCUUUGUCAAAUAAUCCAAAUCUUGGAAUUGCUCUGGAUCCAUUGGAAAUUUUUGACUCACAAGAAUCAAUUGAAGCUGUUAAAAAUAAAACAGAAACAUCAAUAAUAACUCUAACUGAUGCUCCGAGUUCAACCGAUUUUCCAACAGAACCAACAGUUAUUCAGCGGCCAGUCUUCAGGCCGGUUUCUGAAAUAACUCAAAAUACUGUUGUCCACAUCAUAAAUCCUUUGUCAAAAAAACGAAACGUAACUGUUAGCGAGGGUAAGGUACCUUUUAAAGAUGAGUUGAAUUCACCACCAAAUGUCCAUAUUACCUUUGCUUCUGAAAAUGAUACCAAGUCUGCAACAAAUUUAAAAGACACAUCAGACAAUUUGUGUCCAACGAUAACUAUCAAUUCAAUAACAAAAGUUAACAAUACUAUUGAAAGCAAGCAAGGUUGUACAGAUCUUAAUAUAAUAAUUAACUCACAAUUGCUCAGUACCCACAAUUUCAAUGGCAUUUUAGGCGGCGAUGGAUCAGGCAUUGAUAAACACGUAAAUGGUGAAGCUGCUGUUACUUCAACAGAUUCUAGCUCGACAUUGGCGUCAGAAUAUCCUAGUUCCGUGCAGGCAGAUCCAGAUCGUAAUGAUUUGUACGACGCGGCAGUUGUUGAUGAUGAAUCUGAAUCUGAAGGAGCCUAUGAUGUCAAUCAGGAGUCGAAUUAUUUGAUAGGAGAUGAUGAAGAUGAUCCCAGUGAGGCGGUAUUUUCGGACGGUGUUCAAAAUGAUUUUGCAGAUGCUGGUCCACCGGAAACUGCCCAAGUUAUUUCAGGAGGUUCAGAAGCAGUUGGUAACUCUAAUGGUGGGUUGGCUGGUUCUGCUCUCAGCCGACCAAGUCGUCCUGGGCUUCCCAAUAUCGGGAAUCAGUUGUCUAAUUUAGUUUCUGGUAGCAAUUCUGGAGGUAGUAAUGGCAAUGGCGGCGGUAGUGGAGAUUCUACUUCUCUGGCGGCUCUAGAAGAAGAUGAUGAUGAUGAUGAUGACGACUUUGAUUUCAGUACUUCGAGUGUUCUUGAGGGUAUUACUAAUGUAUUUACUUACUUAACUGUUCUUAAUCCUCUAAAUUACGGAAUCUUUAGCCUGGCAGCUGCUCCAUUUGCCGCGCUUGCUGCGGGAAUCGUUGGGGUUUCCGCGAUUUUCUUUCCUUGGGCUUUUGCAAGUGGACUUAAUUUUGGAAGAGCUGCGGAUACAGUUACGAUAUUAUUUAGACCGAGUUUUGAAGAUUUUGUUAAACAAUCGAUAAGUCGUUAUCAAAAUGUUUCUGAGAAUGAGGCUUCUGGUACUGGCGUCCGAGAUUUUAAAGGCUACCAGUACAUCGAUCAGUCUUUAAAAACCGUAGCGACGCAAUUGUUAAACGUAUCUAACCCCGAAGACUUAUCAACCGAGCCAGACAAGUCAAAAUUGCCAAAAAUUGAAUCAAAGUUGAAUUUAUUGAUACGAAAACCUGACAAUAAUGUCAAAGAAACUCCUUCAGGCCUGGAAAUUUUUGGCAGCCUGAAGAAAUCAUCAGAAAUUAACUUAGAGCCGCACAGUUUCGGACGGCCGGUCAAUUCAAAAUUUGGUUUCUUCCAAUCAAGUCACCCCGGGCAAGCGAUGGCUAUCACUGAAGAAGAACUGGAACGAGAACUAGCAACAGCACGUACAACCACGCACAAGACACCAGUAACUACUGUCGGCGGAAUAUCAACUUGGAUACGUUUGGACCCUCCAAGCUCAACAUUAAAAACUCAAAUUUCUUCUGACAAGAAAAAUCCCCAGAAAGUUACCGAGACAAAGCCUUCAUCAACAACCAGUUCCGCGAAACCUUCCUCAACGACAAUAAGAGUCGAGACAAGUGUGAAGACAACAGUAGCUACUGAAAAACCUCAAAUUUCACCAGUUGCUAGCGCUUUGAAGCAAACAACGGUGGUGAACAAUCACAUGGAAAAAGUAGCGAUCAUCGAUUUAAGCACAACUCCACGGACAGAAACAACUGAAAGUAUUAAAUACAAAACUACUGCGGUUUCAAGUACGACUGAAGAUAAUGAUAAUGAAGAAAUUACAAAAACGACAACCAAAAAGGUAAAAGGUAAUAAUUCAACGACCCCUAAGUCAACGACCAUCAUUACAAAAACUACGGCUAUGAAAGUUUCAAGGCCGAAUCCAUUGAAUCGAUCAACCAAGCCCCCCACCAUCAGAAAGCCAUCGAUUAAAUCGAAUAACACGAAGACAACUGUCAAUGCAACGCCAAAAAUUGAAAAGGUUACUUUCAGACCCGUUCAAAUGAUUACCAACAAAAAUUCUCAAGCUAAGCCAUCAUUUGUCAGUAAGCUUCAAGCAACACUUCACACCAAUUCUGAUGCAAGCUUGUCAGUUGCUUCUUCGAACGAUAAAGAAGAAAUAAACGCCACUGACGUCAAGGUUAAGACAAAGCCUACAAAAACAAAUGUUCUAAAAGUACACUUGAAGAAACCAGUUGACAGUCCAACUACCAUUGAAAUUGAACCUAUCAAAGUAAACGCUCCAGUUCUAACAAUCGAGAAAGUUAAUGACAAAAAAGACUACCUUCAAAGCGACGAGUUAGUUAAAUUCAAAGAUCCAAUUGAUGUCAAGUUUGAUUUCAAUCCUGAGUUGACUAAAAUUGUCGAGACCUCUACCAGAGUAUCGUCUUCUUCGUCAGUAUCUUCUGCUUCUUCAUCAUCAUCAUCAUCAUCAUCAUCAUCUUCCUCGACAUCAAGUAAUAACAAGAAGAAACAAGUCGCAAAACCAAUAGGUACUCAGAUUUAUCAAUUUUUGAGCAGAGAAGUGAUGCCCAGUGUUGGAGUAAUGUCCUUAGUGGGUCUUGGUCUUGGAUUGGCUUCUUACUUUCUUUAUCCGUUUGGAGGAACUAUCGCUCGAAGAAAUUACGAGGUCGAACCUAAUUAUAAGUACAAUGUCAAUGAAUAUGGAGGCAAUUACGGUCAAAGCGAAGAAGAAGUUUUAUCUAAAGUGUUUCUUGGAAUGAAUAAUAAUAAUAAUAAUAAUAAUAAUCAUAAUAAUUAUCAUCAUAAAAAUAGUAAGUACAAUGUGGGAGGUAAUAAGAAUGUUGAUAAAAAUUAUUACAGAUAUCAAGCUUACGACGGUGCUUACACAGAUUCUUACACAACAAGAAGAAAUACUGUCGCUGAAUCACGUUUUCCAACUUCUGCGGUACCUGUUUACAGACCUGAUCCCCCGUUUUAUGAUAAUCAUCAUAAUCAAGAUAAUGAAUUCAAGUAUCCGGACUUACCUACGACACCAAAUUACUAUGAAAGACAGACAAAACCGCAGUUUAUCAAUAGUCAGGCUAGUGGAGAUCGUAAAUUUGUUGUUGGUAACAUCCCUAAAGAGUAUCCGUAUGAUAAUCAACGACUCCCGGUGAUAUCGACGACAACUACAACGACUACGGAAAGUAUCCAACAAACGAAUUUUGAGAAAGAAAUUGCGGAAAAAUUGAAUUUCGUUAAAAACCCCGUCGCUGAUAAUUUUGGUAGUGAUAGUCAUGCCGGAAUUGCCAAAGCGUCGGCUUUAAAGGCAGACGCUCUUCAGUAUGACGAUAUUGAGAUCACUCCUACAGCAGUGGCCGUUGAACAUGGUCCAAGGGCGAUAAAAUUGGAAAAAUUAAUAACCAGGCAGAAAAGAGAAUCUGUUAUUCAGCAAAUUCCUGCGAAAAGUGAAAUUGAAAAGGCAGAAGAAGACGAUUUGAGCAACGAAAUUUUAGAUAUUAUUGACUCGGCUGUCACUGAAAAACCGAUCAAGUAUAUGGAAAAUGAAGUUGGUGAGAAGGAAGAAGUAACAGAAUCUGAUGAUAAGAAUUUGGAUGAUGGAUUGAUCAAAAAUUCUGGAGAUAAAAUUGAAGAUACGAAAUUAGAAGAAGUUGAUGUUAAAAAUGAAACUAAAAAUCUUAAAAAUUCGACUUUGAGUAAUGAGUAUUUACCUGUGUUGAAUGUUACUGAUGAAACAGUUAAAUUUAAUUCAACGGCUGAAUCUAAUGAAAAUGAUUUCAAUGGCACGUUAUCUGACAGUGUUCCAACGAAGCCAGUAUUAGAAAAAUUCAACUUUUUUAACUUUGUUAAAACUGUCGCCGAAGUUAAAUUAAGAGUUGGAUUGUCAAUUUUGAAACAUGCGGGUGAAAAUUUUGCAAAGUAUAUUGGUAAUAUUCAGAAACGGUUAAAUGGGGAUCAAUAA
Molecule: messenger RNA, 5337 nt
Organism: Cotesia congregata
Lineage: Eukaryota; Metazoa; Arthropoda; Insecta; Hymenoptera; Braconidae
Source: the annotation of a GenBank genome assembly